Vigna radiata var. radiata (mung bean) is the source of this 1329-nucleotide messenger RNA. RefSeq names its product cytochrome P450 71A1-like. The transcript is spliced from 2 exons. The record is from RefSeq and is a predicted model, not a curated record. Lineage: Eukaryota; Viridiplantae; Streptophyta; Magnoliopsida; Fabales; Fabaceae. Gene Ontology annotation, molecular function: oxidoreductase activity, acting on paired donors, with incorporation or reduction of molecular oxygen; heme binding; iron ion binding. Bases 1 to 1188 code for a protein of 395 amino acids.
AUGUGCCGCCCGGCAACUAAGCCUUCGUUACCGGGCGGUCGUUCAGGAAUUCUCGUGUAUUCUUCAUCACAGUCCGGUCCAUACCGUACAAGAUUGAAAAACGUGCGGUCGCUGCAAUGCAUUUGCCUUGAAGAAGUCGCAGAAAUGAUGGGUGCCAUACGCGAAGCGUGUGCGAGUAAAACAGCCUCUGUGAACCUGAGUGAGUUGUUGAUUGCACUCACCAACAACAUAAUGUCGAGAUGUUUUAUUGGACAGAAGUACGAUACUCCCGAUGGUAGUAAAAACUUUGGAGAGCUUGGAAGGAAGUGGUUGACUCAAUUCACAUCUUUCUGUGUAGGAGAUUUCUUCCCUUCGUUGGGUUGGGUUGAUGUUUUAACGGGCCAAAUUCCUAAGUUUAAAGCUACUCUUGGUUUGUUAGAUGGUUUCUUUGAUCAGGUAAUAGCAGAACAUAAAGAAAAGAUGACGAAGAAGGAUGACAUCAAAUCCGAAAAGAAAGACUUCCUGGAUAUUCUUCUUCAACUUCAAGAGACCGAUUCGCUUGGUUUUGAGCUCUCCCAAGAUAUUCUCAAAGCAAUGCUAGUGGACAUGUCUAUAGCGGCAAGUGACACAACUUCAACAACUCUGGAAUGGACUGUGGCGGAGCUGAUGAGGAAUCCAAAGAGCAUGGAAAAGGCUCAAGAAGAAGUGAGAAGAGUGGUCGGGGAUAAAGCAGAAGUUGAUGAAGAUGAUGUGAAGCAAAUGAGUUACUUGAAUUGUGUAAUCAAAGAAACCUUGAGGUUGCAUCCACCAGCUCCUCUUCUUCCUAGAGAGACAACCUCUGCUGUGAAACUAAGAGGGUACGAUAUUCCAGCCAAGACAAGAGUAAUGUUGAACGCAUGGGCCAUACAGAGAGACCCUGAACUUUGGGAAAGACCAGAUGAGUUUCUUCCUGAUAGAUUUGAAAAGAAGGACGUAGAUUUCAAAGGACAAGAUUUGUAUAUUCCGUUUGGUGGCGGAAGAAGGGGAUGCCCAGGAAUUACAUUUGGGAUCACUGUAGCUGAGUACGCACUUGCUAAUCUUCUUUAUUGGUUCGAUUGGAAAGUGCCUAAAACUGAUGCAACUGUGCAAGAUAUUGACAUGAACGAGAGAUAUGGUAUCACUGUCAACAAGAAGGUUCCACUUCUCCUUCAACCAAUACCCUUCUUUUAAUAGUCUCUUCAAUGUUUCAUUUCUUCUUCUUUCUUUUAUGUUUUGGUGUUUGCUUGGACAGCUGUUGUGAAAUAAAAUUCAUGGUGUAACCUUGAAUGUUAAAACGGAGUGAAAUGUUUUCUGCUUGAUGUUCGUCAAAGU